Ceutorhynchus assimilis (cabbage seed weevil) is the source of this 1705-nucleotide messenger RNA. Lineage: Eukaryota; Metazoa; Arthropoda; Insecta; Coleoptera; Curculionidae. The record is from the annotation of a GenBank genome assembly.
UAUAAAUCACAAAUGGUACCUGGAUGGAAAAUAGUUCAAGAUUCAGCUCCAACCAUGGCCAAGUCGCUUCUACUGGUACUUUUUCUAGCUGGUUGCAUUUCGAAUAUGUGCAAUUCAUUGUUAAUACCACAUACUUUUGAUCCAGAAAAUGACAGAAAUCUUAAACUAGUCCAAGAAUACGAUGCAGAUAGUGUAACAGAAUUGUAUGAUGAAGGAAAAAAACGUGCAAAAAGGGCUGACAUUGCAAACGUAACACCUUCAGAACUACCAGUAUCUGAAGGAUCAGUACCAACAGCUUCGUCAGUAAAUACAGAAUCAUCAGGAUCAGAAGCAAAAAGGGCUGAUAUUGCAGACGUAACACCUUCAGGACUACCAGUAUCUGGAGGAUCAGUACCAACAGUUUCGUCAGUAAAUACAGAAUCAUCAGGAUCAGAAGGAUCUACAGUAACACUUUCAGGACUACCAGUAUCUGGAGGAUCAGUACCAACAGUUCCAUCAGUAAAUACAGAAUCAUCAGGAUCAGAAGGAUCUACAGAAUCUGCAUUAGCACCAGGAGAGUUACUGCCCUCAAAUUCCACAAUGGUUCAAGUUGAUGAGCCAUUAUUUGAAAGUGAAUUCAUUUCUGCCAUUUUUGAAAUUUUCGUGGAUUUACUUUCUGAUAUUGAGACAAGAGAGAAACGCGAUUUAUUUUUCAAGAAUCCAUUGGAUGCUAUUUUCAACUUAUUUGGAAAGCUAGAUGGAGAAAGUAGACCGAAAAAUGAUGCUGAUGAAUUCGUGCUUGAAAAUGAACAAGAAAGUGAUGAAGAUGAAGUUGCCUUUGAUAGAGCAGCAGCACUCGAAGAACCAGCAACACCACGGAAGCCAUUAGAAUCCAAUUCUCGAACAUCAAUUCAAGUAUUUGAUAGUAAUAUAAUAAAAAUAAUCGACAAUGUAUCCAACAUUAUGGAUAAAUUGAGUAACUUUAAUAAUUUACUCUAUGGAAAUAAUCAAUCUACUCGAAGAAAUCCAAAACUAACCGACUCUAGUGAGACUACAAGAGGAAAACGAGGCAUACUUUUCAAUGCUCUUGAUUCUGUCCUUGGGAAUGUUGGAAAAAAAAUUGUUGAAGAAGGAAAUCCUUUAUUAACGCAAUUGAAAACUAUAUUACCAUUACCAGACAUACUGCCGAAGAUUCCUGACAUAGCAAAAUUGGUUGAAGAAGGAAAUCCUUUAUCAACGCAAUUGAAAACUAUAGUACCAUUACCAGACAUACUGCCGAAGAUUCCUGGCAUAGCUACAGCAGCUAGAGUUAAUGAUGAUGAUCUUUCAGAAGAAAAGGAAUCAUCCAAAAUGAGAGGAGGAAUAAUUUCUAGCAUCCGUCACACUAUUUCUGAUUUUGUCCAAAAUUUAAUAACUGUUAUUUAUGCGGUAUAUGGCACAGUUAAAACUGCUUUGCAAGCAAUACUCUUACCAUCAUCGAGAAGGAAAAGAACCGUUAACGCGUUUGGAGAAUUAUUCACAGGGCUCAGAAGACCAUUUAACGGCUCACCAAAUGUUACCGGAAUUGAAGAAUAUUUCAGGAGAUUAGAAGACAGAAUAAGUGAUAGCUUUAAAGCAUUUGAAGAUUCUUUCCCCUAAUACCUGGAUGAUAGAUUCAGAGUGAAACAGCAAAGAUAAAUGUAUUCAAGAAAUUUUUAUUUAUUUCAAAUAAACUAAGAUAUCAAUU